Molecule: messenger RNA, 489 nt
Organism: Acanthosepion pharaonis
Lineage: Eukaryota; Metazoa; Mollusca; Cephalopoda; Sepiida; Sepiidae
Source: the annotation of a GenBank genome assembly
AUGUUUAACAAAAAGAAACAUUCACACAAUUUCUCUCUCUUUCUAUUUUUCUCUCUCUCUCUCUCUCUCUCUCUCUCUCUCUCUCUCUCUCUCUCUCACUCUCUCUCUCCCCUUUCUGGUCUCUCUUCUUUAUAUUUCCUUUUAUCUCUCACUCUUUUACUCUUCUUAUUCACUCCUUACACUCCCAUUACUCUCCUUUGCAAUCCAUCACCAUCCCCUGACAACACUCUAUAUAACCCUUUUUUCCAUCCUCAUCCCAACACAAGGGGCAACGCACAAAGUCGAUUGACAGGAGCAAAAAACUCAAUUGAUGAGUGCGUGGGUGUAGGUGACAUUUGGGAAUACUUGUUGGAUCUAUCUAUCUAUCUAUUACAAUCUGUCCCUAUCUAUCUAUCUAUCUAUCUAUCUAUCUAUCUAUCUAUCUGUCCCUAUCUAUCUAUCUAUCUAUCUAUCUAUCUAUCUAUCUUAAUAGGUGUCAACAGAGAGUGA